Molecule: messenger RNA, 1974 nt
Organism: Glarea lozoyensis ATCC 20868
Lineage: Eukaryota; Fungi; Ascomycota; Leotiomycetes; Helotiales; Helotiaceae
Product: Protein kinase-like (PK-like)
Exons: 3
Coding region: 1-1974 (657 amino acids)
Biological process (GO): protein phosphorylation
Molecular function (GO): protein kinase activity; ATP binding
Source: RefSeq, a predicted model, not a curated record
AUGUCGCUCGUUCCCUAUUCAUCAAGGGAUAGUCGCGAAAUUGUACUUCGCCAUAAUGAUGCAAUUGUCAUAAGAGAUCCGCGCACGCAGCAGCUUGUCCUCCGAGGCGCAAGCCCUAGCCAUUCCAUCUCGGAUUGCCCUACCUGCCAUCGCCCCUUUCGAUCCUCUUCUCCAGAGCGCCCAUCUUCGCCUCUUCGAUCGCCUCCGCUCGCAUCUCCUUUCAUUAGCCCAGAGUAUUUUCGCAUGCUACACGAUGCCAAUUCGAGAACAGACGAAUCUAACCCGCCCUCAAGUCCGAUCCGAAGACUUGUACAACCAGCCUUCUCUUCUCCAACAAACAGUACAGGUGGUUCGGUAUCUGAUGCAGAAUUCGUUGCCAGUUCACCAAUCCAACCUGUAGGGCAUAGUAUCAAACGAGAUGCUUUCAGUCCAAAUUACUUCAAGAGGUUCUUCAUAGAGGAAAAGGAGUUGGGGCGCGGUGGUAAAGGGGUGGUUCUGCUAGUCAGACACGAGCUGGACGGAGUGUCGCUUGGCCAGUUCGCAUGCAAGAGAGUUCCGGUUGGAGACGAUCAUGCAUGGCUCGAGAGGGUGCUCGUCGAAGUACAGCUACUUCAAGGAUUAUCUCAUCCCAAUCUAGUCUCCUACCGUCACGUAUGGCUAGAAGAUGUCAAGCUAAACCGGUUCAGCCCGUCCGUUCCGUGUGCUUAUAUUCUUCAGCAAUACUGUAAUUCUGGGGACCUUCUUCAGUACACUGUUGGCCCUAUGCCAAGUAGUAGCACCAAGGAACAAUUGAAGGAGCAGAUGCGUAGGAGAUCUCGAGGACGCGGAGAACGCCCGAAUCUGCAGAGCGCUUCUAGCCAUCAACGGAAACUUGCUUUUGAAGAGAUUUUCUCGUUUUUCAAAGACAUUGCUUCCGGGCUGGCCCAUCUGCAUGCAUCUAAUUACAUCCACCGCGACUUGAAACCAAGUAACUGCCUACUUCAUCAGGAUGGCAACGAGAUGAAGUGCUUGAUAAGCGACUUCGGCGAGGUUCAGUCGGAGAACGCAAUCCGUAAGAAUACUGGAUCUACUGGAACGAUAUCAUAUUGUGCUCCAGAAGUACUCAAACGAGACGGAAAUGGCAGAUAUGGUAACUUCACAACGAAAUCCGACGUGUUUAGUCUUGGAAUGAUUUUGUACUUUAUGUGUUUUGGCAGACUCCCCUACAAAAGCGCAGACAGUAUUCAAGAAGAAAAUGAGGAUAUUGACCUUCUCAGAGAAGAGAUCAGUACUUGGUCAGGCUUUCAAGGGGAGAGAAGAGAACGCCCUGAUUUACCAAAUCAGCUUUACAGCUUUCUGAAAAGACUAUUGGCUAUCGAUCCAGCUGAUCGACCCAGUGCGAAUGAUAUUCUGCAUGCUCUUCAAACAGAGAAAGGUUUAGACAGUGCGCCCAGAAAACGGAAUGGAAGUACCCAGGGCCUUGGUGGACGAAUUCAGUCGAUAGAUUCGCCAAUGGUACCAGGGACACCCGUUAACGAGCCCACCAAACGAGCCUCAUCCGGGGCAUACAUGGAAGAUGCAUCUCCCGACUCUCAACUUCCCUCUCGACCACCGAAAUCGAAACUAAAAAUUAUGACACCACUCCUCAUGCCUCCUCCAUCUACACGGACAUCAGAGCUGAAACACCAACUCUCACUGUACAAACAUUAUAUUAUUUCAUGGGCUACUCUUAAUAUGCAGACGCUGCACCUGCUAUUCAGACUUGCCAUCUUCCUAGGCAAGCUCGCUUCGCUCACAUACACUUGUUCACCAGCCACGCCAAAACAGCUGGUCUGGUGGCCUAUGGUUGGCGUGGCUGCAUUGGAACUGUCAUUGGGCAAUAAAGUCAGCUGGAGUUUAAUUGGGGUUUUAUUGUCUGUUCAUACGAUUAUUCUUUUUGGCCUCUCUAGGUUUGGGCGGGGAUACUGCGAUCAGGUUUGGGAGAGGAGUUGGUGA